Molecule: messenger RNA, 1416 nt
Organism: Fusarium graminearum PH-1
Lineage: Eukaryota; Fungi; Ascomycota; Sordariomycetes; Hypocreales; Nectriaceae
Exons: 6
Coding region: 1-1416 (471 amino acids)
Biological process (GO): fatty acid metabolic process
Molecular function (GO): medium-chain fatty acid-CoA ligase activity
Source: RefSeq, a predicted model, not a curated record
AUGCAGACUAAGAACAUCAACCUACCCGAGGACGUUCUCUUCAGCAGGCUUCUCAAACUUGCCAAUGAAUACAAGGACCAGGUUAUCGUUGAUGACCACAGUCAUGAUACUCAGUUUGGCUAUCGACACGUCCUUGAUGGCACUUCAAAGCUUCUCCAAAGGCUAAGAAGUCUCCAUGGCUCAACCCCAGACCAGGAUGAAGAUCUUUACGUAGGGGUUUUGGCUCCGAACGGCUAUGAGUUCAUUAUCUCAGUUCUUGCUGUUCUUGCUUUUGGUGGAGUGGUUGUCCCCAUGCCCACAGGAGCCCUUCCGCUGGAGGCAGCCUAUAUGCUUGAGCAGUGCAAUGCGAAAUAUUUGCUCGCAAGUCCCGAGCAUGUUGAUCUUGGAACAAGAAUUCAGGCAGAAGUCGAGAUACCAUUAAUUCCGAUUGAUAGCCAAGGGGUUCGUAUCGAGAUCCAGAAUUUCGGGCGGAACUAUAAUCUCAUAUGGGAGAAGUUCCGCGAGCGGACAGCCACCAAAAUCGUCUUAUCUCCGACCUUCUGGUAUGGGAUGAUGCAUUAUUUUCAGGAGAAUAUCUCAAAGCUACCUGAAGAUGUUGUCAAAGAGUACAUCGAAGGUGCGAUCCACCUGCGUGAGGCUACUGCAACAGGGGCCAUGCCUUCGAGAAGGUUGAAGGAGUUCUGGCGGGAUCUACGCAGAGGAAAGUCACUUAGAGUGUUGUAUGGCUCGACAGAAUCCCAAGAGACACUGAUUUGCAGCGGAGAAGUGGAGUUUACUGAGAAUGAUCUUGGGACUCCUCUGCCAGGUGUCGAAGUUAAGCUUGAAGGGUCUACAGGAGAGCUUCUUGUCAAGACACCAUCAUUGUUCCUCGGUUACUUGAACCGACAGCGUGAUACCGAUGAGCGCUUUGACUCUGAAGGAUUCUUCAAGACGGGAGAUUUAGUCACCCGCCAUGAGGGAAGGCUGGUAUUCCAAGGAAGAGCAAACAUGGACUUAUUCAAGUUCUACACAUACAAAGUCCCUCGCAUGCAAGUCGAAGCAUGUCUCACGGCACUUCCAUACAUCCUUGAGGGAUACGUCCUACCAGUAGCUGAUCCACACUGCGAUACCCGUGUCGCUUCUCUUGUGCGGCUCCAUGAUAACGCUGGGAAGGUCGACUUGAAAAGGAUCAGAGACGACCUUUCAGAUGACCUCCCGGCGUACCAACUCCCGACCAUUCUCCGUAUACUGAGGCAAGAUGAAGAGGUUCCAAGGACUUGGUCAGACAAACUUGCGAUGAAGAAAGUGGUACAAAAGUUCUUCCCACAAGACAGUGAUGAUCGUCUCUACGACGAGUCAACUGAAGUCAUGGAUGUGAGCGAGUUUAUGCGGGCCAAGACUAACAAGUUGUGGGAUCUGUCGGGAAUGCGGCAGUAG